AUGGCUACUUCAACUGCGCGUUUGUUCACACGACGUGAGGAUUUUGACCGCUUCAAGAUACUAGUAACGGCAAGAUUGGCAGGCGUAGAGCUGGAUUGCACAGAAUUGUCAGGUUGUGAAGCUAUUGAAGAGAUAAAUGAUGUUGCCGAGCUUCCGGUUUUAAUUACCGUUGAUGGCAAGACAUUGACCGGCGUUCGUACAAUAAUCAAUUCUCUGGCCAAGGGUACUGAGUUGAUUCCGCUUCCCUGUUACGAUACUGAUGAUGUUGACAAUGCCGUUGAUACUGCAAUGAAGUUAGAUUUUGCAAAGUGGAUUUGUCCUGUACUCCAGGAACUCGUGUAUAUUCCUCCCCACGAGGAACUUCUCAAUCCAUCCUGGGAAAGCACGAUGACAAAUCUGAACUCCUUGAUUGGUAAAGACAGUUACAUGGUUGGGGAUCGAAUUAGUAUUGCAGAUAUCUACGUGAUGGCUCAGUUAAUGCCUGGAGUCCUGUCUGUAUUCAGUGAAGACCAUAAACAGAGGUACUCUGGAGCUUGUAAGUACUUUUGGAAUUUGAUCAACCGUCAUCCAGAAUUUAGUGAGGUCUUCCCACAUUUCAAAGAGGGUAAAAUCAGAAGCCUUAUUAAAUCUGAAGCCACAUUGGAUACUGAGGAUUCGGAAGGCAAACCGUUGGAUGAUUGGGAUUUAAUUGAAACAAUUCAGCUUCAUAAACAGCAAUCGGCAUAUCCAGUUCAUCGUGCUACAUUCAAUCAAGAUAAAAGCUGUUUGGCCGUAGCGAUGACAGGUGGUUUCAGGAUUUACGAUUGUAAUACUGGCAAAGUUCUGCACGAUGAAGGAGUUGGAGCUUUUGACGUUAUCGAAAUGUUGUUCAGCACGAGUGUACUAGCAGUAGUUGGUGUUGGUGAAAAGGCUGCUGGUCGUGCUUCUAGAACCAGUAAGGUGGGAGCUGUUAUGGUCUACAAUGCUGUGGACGUGCAGCAUCAUUCUGAGAUAAAAGCUCAUCGGUCGCCACUAGCUGCUAUGAAUUUUUCUGCUGAUGGGACUUACAUUGCAACCGCAUCAGAGUCAGGGACAAAGAUCCGGAUUCAUAUGAUUUCUACCUCUACUAAGGUUUGCACCUUGAGGAGGGGUUUUACUCCAUCACAGAUACAUUGUUUAUCUUUUUCUCCAUCUUUGGAGCUGCAACUGCCUGAUAUGCUUAUUGCUCUAAGUGUUGCCGGUUCACUUCAUGUUUUCCCUUUAAAUAACAGAAACAAGAAAGCAAGCUUGCUUGGUGACAUGAGUUCUGUUCAUCCCAUCUAUCAGGAUGCUGUUCCAUCUGGAGUUAAAGGCGAUGCAGUCAUACGAAAGCUGCAAAAGUUAGCAAAUGGAGACAUCCGAGCAACAGUAACCGUUGUGUCAUACGCCGGCAGUGUCUGCGAAUACAGCUGCAUGAUUAACACGAAGGGCGAAGAUUCGUGGGGAUUGGAAAAAAUGGUCUUCCUAUAA
This is a messenger RNA of Oldenlandia corymbosa var. corymbosa, 1488 nucleotides long. NCBI's taxonomy places the organism in Eukaryota, Viridiplantae, Streptophyta, Magnoliopsida, Gentianales, Rubiaceae. The record is from the annotation of a GenBank genome assembly.